AUGGGCUGUGCGGCCUCCAAGGCCCCGCCCAAGCGCGAUCCAGUCGAGGAGCUCAUCGAGGAGGUGCACGCCCAGCAAGGCCGCGAGUCCGGCGGCGGCGUGACGCUUGAUCUGUCGGCCGCGCCCGCGAGCGCCGACGCGCCGGCCGGCAAGCUCGCAGAACUCGGCCUCUCGCUCAAGGGCAAGGUGCCCGACGCGGCGUGGGCCUGCGUCGGCGUUCUGCCCUGUGUGGAAAUCAACCAGUGCGUCGGCGAUGCGAGCGGUGAGGAGCCGACAUCGCCACGCCAUCGAGCAGGUGUCGCGUCGAUGGCGUGUCCAGAGGACGAAGAUUCAGGACGAACGCGCCGUAAAUUUGAUUUCCACACAGGUGACGACGCUCUCACUCAAAGGCAACCACCUCGGGAGCCUCUCGCCGAAGCUCGCGCAGCUGUCGGCGCUCCGCGUGCUCGACGUCUCGGAGAACGGCCUGACCGCGCUGCCCGAGGGCGUCGCGGCGCUCGAGGCGCUCGAGGUCCUGGACGUCUCGAGCGCCUGCCCCCAUCCAAGGCGCUCCGGGCGUCGCUCCCGGCGCUCGAGUACCUGACGGUGCACCAGAACCGUAUUGAAGUGCUCCCGGCGCUCGACCUCCCGGAGUUCACGACGCUGAACGCCGGCGGGAAUCCGAUCAAGGCGCUCCCGGACCUCUCGCGGUGCCCGAAGCUCCGCGUGCUCAUCGUCGACGACUGCGGCCUCGUGUCCGUGCACCGGUCGUUCACGCCCGCGAACCACCCGAAGCUCGAGCGGCUCGUCGUCUCGGGCAACCCGGGCCUCGACGCCAAGGCGCGGGCCAAAAUUGAUGUCUUCGCCGCGACGACCACGGCGAACGGCGGCUGGGUCCGGGGGUAG
Pelagomonas calceolata is the source of this 885-nucleotide messenger RNA. The record is from the annotation of a GenBank genome assembly. Lineage: Eukaryota; Pelagophyceae; Pelagomonadales; Pelagomonadaceae.